Messenger RNA from Paraphaeosphaeria sporulosa, 1245 nucleotides. RefSeq lists its product as uncharacterized. NCBI's taxonomy places the organism in Eukaryota, Fungi, Ascomycota, Dothideomycetes, Pleosporales, Didymosphaeriaceae. The transcript has a single exon. The coding region runs from base 203 to 1171 and encodes 322 amino acids. The record is from RefSeq and is a predicted model, not a curated record.
AAUGCGUAGACGAUGUGGAGCGGGGUAGCAAACCAUCCCACCCACCUCCCACCUCCAUGGCGACGUUACAUGGAGACCACAUCUCGAUGCCACGCCCUCCAUCAAAACGCUUACUGAUAAAGGCAGCGCAUCUGAUGUCGCAUCCCACCAGAGCUGUCGCCCAUCCUCACUACCCAGACUGAACACCUAGCAACCUUCCACAAUGGCAACCUCCACCGAGACCGUAACCGCAACCGCACCUCCCACGACCACCACCGAGCCCGAUGCGAACGACACAGUAACGCACGCAUCGAAUCCCUACGCCGCCGCCCGCGCCGCCCUCGACCGCGACGGCUUCGUCGUCCUCCCCGCCUCCCUCUUCCCCACCUUCGACCUCCCCACCCUGCGCUCCGCCGCCAGCGACCUAACCGCCUCCGCCCGCGCCGGCACAUGGCCCUACAUCCGCACCCUGCCGAAGCAGUUCCCACCGUGGCCCUCGACCCCCGGCGAGCACGGCAUCUGGGGCGUCCAGCACCUCAUGCACCCGGCGAACCCAUCGCACGCCGUCUUCGCGCGGUCCUACUUCGAUGGCGAGCUGCUGAAAUAUGUGGCGGCCUUGAUUGGGUGUGAACAGGGGCAGCUGACGAUGGAACUGUAUAACAUGCUUGUGCGGCCCGAGGAAAAGUUUGAACUACGGUGGCAUAGGGAUGACAUUCCCGCGUCUGCGAGCGACGAGGACGAGGUCGAGAGGCUGGGGAAGCCGGGGUUCCAUGCGCAGUGGAAUCUCGCGCUGUACGACGACGCGAGUCUGGUCGUCGUGCCUGGGAGCCACAAGCGCGCGCGAACGGCUGCCGAGCGCGCAGCCGCCCCGUACGAACCGCAUAUUCCCGGGCAGCUUGUCGUGCAGCUAAAAGCGGGCGAGGUCGUGUUCUACAACAACAACAUUCUACACCGCGGAGUGUACGAUCCGAGUAAGGAGCGGAUGACGCUGCACGGGAGCAUUGGGACGACGCUGGGUAGUGCGGAGCGGGCGAGGAAUGUGCUGCAGCAUGGGGUUGGGGACUGGGCGAAGGAGUAUGAUUUCGAGGACUUUGAGUCGGAGAUGAGGGAGAGGGCGCUCAAAAUGAGGGCGGCGUUGGUCGAGAUGGGGAAGAAGAGCGGCGAGGUGGGCUUCUAUUCUAAAGACGAGUAGGAGGCUUGGGGGACAGGUGAGUGUAUACAGGAACGUUUGAUUGUUGUCUAGGGGGUAUAUAGCGGAAGUAUGAA